Arthroderma uncinatum is the source of this 903-nucleotide messenger RNA. RefSeq names its product 1-acyl-sn-glycerol-3-phosphate acyltransferase beta. Gene Ontology annotation, biological process: phosphatidic acid biosynthetic process. Bases 1 to 903 code for a protein of 300 amino acids. The record is from RefSeq and is a predicted model, not a curated record. Gene Ontology annotation, molecular function: 1-acylglycerol-3-phosphate O-acyltransferase activity. NCBI's taxonomy places the organism in Eukaryota, Fungi, Ascomycota, Eurotiomycetes, Onygenales, Arthrodermataceae. The transcript is spliced from 2 exons. Gene Ontology annotation, cellular component: membrane; endoplasmic reticulum.
AUGGCCAUCCUCUCCUACAUCCUCUCGGGCCUCACGUCCUACGCCGCGCUCACACUGGGCCUCUUCGGCCUGUCCCUGAAGGUGCCCCGCGCAGGCUUCUUCGCUCGCUGUCUCGCCGCAUACGCCUCUCUGCUGUUCUGCGCAGCAUACGGUGUGCUCGCCUCUAUCUGUCUUCGCCUCGUCGGCUACGGCCAGAUCUCGCAAUGGACGGUGGCCAGAGCCUUCAAGUGGUCUAUGUGGCUCACUACGGGAAUACACUUCGACGUCAUCGAGGGCCAGGAAUACCUCUCUACUCGGCCAGCGGUGUUUCUCGCGAACCAUCAGACGGAGCUUGACGUCCUGCUGCUCGGCGCCGUGCUGCCUCAGUAUUCUGCUGUGACCGCGAAGAGAUCUCUUUCCCGAGUGCCGCUGCUCGGGUGGUUUAUGACGCUUUCCGGGACUGUGUUUAUCGACCGCGCAAACCGCGAGACUGCCUUCAAGGCGUUUGAUAAUGCGGCCAAUCUGAUGAAGACCAAGGGACAGAGUGUCAUUAUCUUCCCCGAGGGUACUAGGAGCUAUGCGCGAGAGCCGGCAUUGCUACCGUUCAAGAAGGGCGCAUUCCAUCUGGCGGUCCAGGCCGAGGCUGAUAUUGUGCCAAUCGUCGCAGAGAACUACGCGCAUAUUCUAAACGUAAAGAAGAUGCAGUUUACCUCUGGGGACGUCAAGGUUAAGGUUCUGCCCCCAAUCAGUACCAAGGGCCUUACGGCUGCCGAUGUCGACUCCUUGGCCCAAAGCACGAGACAGUCGAUGCUGGAUGUCAUGGUUGAAAUGGCCAAAGCGAGAAAAGUCGAAAAUCUCACCAACGGAAAGGUCGCAAUGGAAAACGCACCCCGAACUUCGCGCUCUACCGCCGUCGAGAUAUAA